Molecule: messenger RNA, 1105 nt
Organism: Striga asiatica
Lineage: Eukaryota; Viridiplantae; Streptophyta; Magnoliopsida; Lamiales; Orobanchaceae
Source: the annotation of a GenBank genome assembly
AAAAAAAAAAGCAAAAAUAAAUAAACAAAAUUGUAACUUGAUUUUCCAGCAGUUGAUUCCUUUUUUUCCCAUGAAAGUGAGAUUGAGAUAUAUGAGGUGACAUGAGUGACUGUAAAAAGCAAAAUUACAGUGAUAAUGGGCCCAGACGGUAACGGCACAAGUUCUUCUUCUUCAUCUCCAUCGGCGACGGCGACUGUUAAACGAGGCAGAGAUCUAGAAGACGAAGUUUAUGUCGAUAAUCUUCACUCUCACAAGCGCUAUCUUAGCGAGAUUAUGGCUUCGAGUCUUAAUGGGCUUACGGUUGGAGAAUCUUUGUCUGAGAAUCUUAUGGAUUCUCCCGUGAGGUCCGAAAGCAUGAUGUCUGGUCUCAGGGAUGAACUAUCGGUUCAGUACUCCCCAAUGUCAGAGGACUCAGAUGACUUGAGAUACCACGAAAGCCCCACGAGAAACACAUGCUCGUCUCAGCCUGAGAGUGCACCCACUAGCCCUGUGUCCCCCCACAGGGGACAAAAGCCUCUGUCCGCCUACAUUGCGUCAUCUUCGACUACCUACCCCUGCGCCACCUCAUCCGCCAUGUCGCCACUGCCACGUCAGCGUGGGUCCGACAACGAGGCCCGAUUCCCAUCCUCGCCCAGCGACAUAUGCCACACGGCUGACCUAAGGAAGGCCGCGCUUUUGAGGUCCGUGCAGAUGAGGGCCCAGCCCGCAGGCCCGGCCCAAUUUGAGGUUGAUGAGCCGAGCAUGAAUGUGAAAGGUGAUGAAUCUGGUGGUGGAUGAAAUGGGUCGAUUAUGAACGUGUCGUGGCCUGCCGGUUAUCAUGUGUAUCGGCUUACGAAGGAAGUUUGAUGUAUAAUUAGCACAGAUACACUGGGUUUUGCUAAUGUUGUACAAUUUGUGUCUUGAGAGGAUUUUAUAACUGAUUCUUGCUAUGGCCAACUACAAAAGCAGCAACUUUUGAAGAUUGCUGUGGUGUACAUUAGUUGUAUAAAUGUAGAAGGAUUUAUGCACCUGGUACACAACAAAAAAACUCGAAAGACCUUUAUUUUUUAAGUUGUUGCUCAAAAUUCAGCUGUAUUCUUACAAUGAUUAAAAUAAAAUAGAAAAA